Molecule: messenger RNA, 1505 nt
Organism: Pecten maximus
Lineage: Eukaryota; Metazoa; Mollusca; Bivalvia; Pectinida; Pectinidae
Product: semaphorin-5B-like
Exons: 11
Coding region: 175-1467 (430 amino acids)
Source: RefSeq, a predicted model, not a curated record
AAAUCAGAAACUAACCAUACUUUAUAUUAUCUACAUGUGUUUCGAAAAGCUACAUAUGACCGAUUUGAAGACAGGCAUUAUCAAGCAGGUCACGAUUGGUAUCUCCAAUUACCAAAGGAACUAGCCAGUUGACACAAACGCUUGACUACAAGCCAGUGGCACCAACAGCUAAACAUGUUACGGAUUGCACUAUUACUAUUAAGUACAAGUCUGAUACCAGUUCUUGCUACAGAAAAAUGUCUGUGCACCGAAUCGGAUACGCUUCUACGGACAUUGCCUAGUCCGACAGCUCCAGUGGCUGGAAAACUCAGAGAAGGCCAAUGUGUGAAACUCUCUCAGUUCAAACGUAUUGGUCAGUGGUUACAGGUCAAAGGUGACGAUGUACAGUCAGGAUACCUGUUCGAAUCUGAUGCCUUAAAGCCGAAACCAUGCACAGAUGGUAUAUUGAAGAGAGAUGAUGAAUCAAAUAACUGUCAGUCCCAUUGUCAAUACUGCUGUGAUCGAGAGAGAGCUACCCAUCACCACAUUGGUUGCUCGUCGUGUGGCGAUCAUUGCUGCAAUUCAAAUGGUCCUGUAUGGUCUUACUGGAGUCAUUGCAGUGGAUCCUGUGGGGAAGGGACACACCAUCGAACCUGUACACAUCACUGCUCCUCGCUUUCUUCUCAAACACAAACAGAAACUUGCCAUCACCUUGUGUCAUGUCCUGUCUGGAGUGAUUAUGGUGAGUGUUCCGUUUCCUGUGGGGUUGGAACUCAAUCAAGACAUUGUAUCCAUCACUGUUAUGGACAACAAUCGCAUCAGACGCAGCAAUGUCACAAGCCAGUUUGUGUACAAGCUGCUGUGGAUGGACAUUGGUCAUCUUGGUCGAAUUUUGGCACAUGUACGACCACAUGUGGUUCUGGUAAACAGAUCCGUACACGCACUUGUUCGAAUCCAGCCCCAGCUAACGGCGGACGUGCUUGCGAUCCAGAUGACAAUGGUGAUAGAGAAACAAACAUCCAGUGGUGUUCAAAACAGGAAUGUCUAAAUGAUCUUCAAGGAUCUGCUCAUAUCUGCAACAAACUCUCUACCGUCCAAGCUCUAGCUGAAAUGAACACCACAAAUCCAUCCAAAUGUCCUGACGUAUGGUCAUCCGGAAGUGACCGUUUCUUACAAGACCACUGCAAUGGCAUAAUAGGCACAGGACAAUGGAAGAAAGGAAUAUCGGUUGGAUUUGACAUGAAAGGGAGUAAGACUAUCCAGCCAUAUACGCCUAUUGCAACAUUCUGGAACAAUGUCUACCAACAAGACGAUACCCACGAAGGCUUUAGUGGCAUAUUCAUCGCAUAUACUAGUACGGGAUUCAAGAUGGCGACUAAAGCUUGCAACGGGGUAGCGGAAGUGAUGGACAUACCAGGAAAUACAACGAUAUCCACCAAUGCCAAUUUCCCGAAUGAUCCGUUCAAUUAUUUCACCGUAAGGUGGUGAUCAAUACGCAAAUUGAAAUAAAUUUGGUGUUGACAAAU